AGUUAUUUUGACAGGUUCAUCAUGGGGAACUGGAAGAGUUGGCCUAUCUGGUUCCUGCUGUUUGCCUACAUAUUUUUUGUCAGCACACUUAUCCUGAACUUUAUCCAGCUUUUGACACUUGUGAUAUGGCCGUUUGACAAAACCCUCUUCAGAAAAAUCAACUACUAUCUGGCAUAUGCCUCAUGGUGUCAGUUUACAAGUGUUGGGCAAUGGUGGGCAGGUUGUGAAUGUGUGUUACACAUGGACCCAGAGGAGAGAAAAUAUCUAGGUCGCGAGCACAUCAUGGUCAUCAUGAACCACAAAUACGAGAUAGACUGGCUGAUGGCCUGGAUUCUAUCAGAAAGAUUGAGAAUGCUCGGGACCACAAAGAUCUACGGAAAGAAGGUCCUCCAGUUCAUUCCUCUGAUUGGCUGGGCCUGGUGGUUCACGGAGUCACUGUUCCUAAAGAGAGACUGGACGAAGGAUAAAAAGAUAAUCCAGGAUGGAGUCCGGACAGCCAUGGAAUAUCCAGACGACUACUGGGUCACUCUGCUGCUCUUCCCAGAGGGAACAAGGUUAACUCCCCAGAAACUGGAAAACAGCCAAAUUGUUGCCAAGGAAAAGGGAUACCCAAUAAUGAAACACCAUCUUCUACCAAGGCCAAAGGGUUUUGCUUACUCUAUACAGGAGCUGAAAGGAAAAUUGAAUGCAGUGUACGAUGCUACAGUGGUGUUUGAUGAGGGGUAUCCCUCUCUAAUGGACGUGUUAGAAGGGAAGAAGAUAAUGAGCAGAAUCCGAGCCAGGCGGCAUGUGGUUAAGGAUCUACCAGACUCAGAGGAAGAACUCUCUGAUUGGCUGAGGAAUCUAUUUAAAGAAAAGGAUGAAGUAGUAGAAAAGUUUUAUCAAACCAAAGAGCUGGAUCGACCAGGAUUCUUAAUACCAAAACGUUAUACUGACCUAGUCGUUCAUAUAUUCUGGAUCAUUGUGACACUUGUGCCAUUAUUUUUUUACCUAGUCAAUGUACUCUUUUAUGGAAGUCUUCUUCAUAAAGUUACUGUAGUCCUAGUAUUUGUUUCAGUAAAUUUACUGGCUAAGUUCAUGAUUGGAUUUACUCAGCUGGAGAAGGGGUCAUCAUAUGGAAAACAGAUAACCAAACGGAAUAAAGAUUCCGAGAAAGAUACUUCAUAUGAUAAAGACACUGCCAAGGAGAAAAAAGCUUCAUAAUAUUCACUCAUAUACUAGUUAAUUACUCAUUAAUUUUAAAAUGUUCAAUCAUUUUUUAUGACUAUUUAUUUAUUAGGUGAAAUAUCCAAAAUUUCUUAAUAAUGACCUUUUUUUAACCAAGUGUAUGUUUGUAACUGGUUUUAUUUUAAUAUCAUUUCAUUCUUGGUUGUCCUACCAAAGUAAAAUAUUUACAAGCAAAACACCAGUGUAUAUACAUGUCAUAUAUUUAUUUCAUUGUGUGUUGCAGUGUACAUGUAGCAUUUUUCCCCUUCAACCAUCUUUAAUUAAUAUAAAAAUGUUUGCUUCCCCUCUCGGACUUAGGGAAAAAUUAUUGGGUAGGUAGGUAGGUGAGGAAAUUUAAUUCAUUCCAGAAAAUGUCAACAUAGAAGAGGAAAAAAAUAAAGAAAAUCAUGUCCAAGAAUGUAAAAAAAAGUUUGGAGUCAGGUCAUUUAAUCAGUCACUAAGACAACUGGGAGAGGGGAAUCAAACAUUUUUUGAAAAUGGAUUUAUCAUGUAUUUUAGUACCCCCCCCCCC
Messenger RNA from Saccostrea cuccullata (small rock oyster), 1738 nucleotides. RefSeq names its product 1-acyl-sn-glycerol-3-phosphate acyltransferase delta-like. Gene Ontology annotation, cellular component: endomembrane system. The transcript has 8 exons. Gene Ontology annotation, molecular function: 1-acylglycerol-3-phosphate O-acyltransferase activity. NCBI's taxonomy places the organism in Eukaryota, Metazoa, Mollusca, Bivalvia, Ostreida, Ostreidae. The record is from RefSeq and is a predicted model, not a curated record. The coding region runs from base 22 to 1203 and encodes 393 amino acids.